Messenger RNA from Spodoptera littoralis (African cotton leafworm), 1476 nucleotides. Lineage: Eukaryota; Metazoa; Arthropoda; Insecta; Lepidoptera; Noctuidae. The record is from the annotation of a GenBank genome assembly.
CGGGGCGCGGGGGGCGGGGUGGUGCGCCUACGCGCUGCCCGCCGCACCUUGCCGCCCGCCUCGCACCAGUCAGCAGCUGUGGCUCGUGUUGGCUGAACCAUCUAUAGGGCCAUCCUCUUUUUCUUUGCCUUAGGACUCCUAGACCAACAAAACAAUCACAAUGGCGGAUGAUGAAAAAAAGCGUCUCGAGGAGGCGAAGAAGGCCAAACAGGCCGAGAUCGACCGCAAGCGCGCUGAGGUGCGCAAGCGUAUGGAGGAGGCCUCCAAAGCCAAGAAGGCGAAGAAGGGUUUCAUGACACCUGAGAGGAAGAAGAAGCUCAGGUUGCUGCUGCGUAAGAAAGCCGCCGAGGAACUGAAAAAGGAGCAGGAACGCAAAGCGGCCGAGAGGAGGCGCAUCAUUGAGGAGAGGUGCGGUAAACCCAAGAACGUUGAAGAUGCAAACGAAGAUGCGCUUGUGAGGGUUUGCAAAGAAUACCACACCCGCAUCGGACAGCUCGAAGAUGAGAAGUUCGAUCUGGAAUACAUCGUUAAAAGAAAAGAUAUGGAGAUCUCGGACCUGAACUCUCAAGUCAACGACCUUAGAGGCAAAUUCGUCAAACCCACACUAAAGAAGGUGUCCAAAUACGAGAACAAAUUCGCCAAGCUCCAGAAAAAGGCGGCCGAGUUCAACUUCCGUAACCAGUUGAAGGUCGUCAAAAAGAAGGAAUUCACCCUUGAAGAAGAAGACAAAGAGAAAAAACCAGACUGGUCCAAGGGCAAGCCAGGAGAUCAGAAGCACAUUGUGAUAUACCUACCUUCCAAGGUCCGUCCGUGCACUACGGACGCAAUCACCCUGAAGGUGAAGCUGGAGCUGCUCCUGCAGAAGGGGCUCCAGCCGAGGGUGCACCGGCUGAGGGGGCUCCGGCAGAAGGAGCGCCAGCACCUGCAGAAGGAGCGCCACCCGCGGAAGGUGCUCCAGCAGCACCACCUGCGGAAGGAGCCCCUGCAGCACCACCAGCAGAUGGAGCUGCUCCUGCUGCACCUGCAGAAGGCGCCCCAGCACCCGCACCUGCGCCUGCGCCGGCAGCGGAUGCUGCUCCAGCUCCCGCCCCCGCACCUGCAGCAGAACCAGCGCCUGCCCCAGCACCUGCGCCGGCGCCGGAGGCACCCGCUGCUGCUCCUCCACCAGUCGAAGCGUCCGCCUAAAGAGUGAAGAAGAUGAAGACUACAAUGGAGUCAUAAUUAAAUUGUUGCAUCACAUAUAAAUGACAAUCAUUAAACAAAACUGCGUUAUCCCGGCUGUAGCCUGGGCCCGCUUUUAUACAGCCACCAUUUAUACAAAUACAUAAAAAAUAUAUACAAUUUAAUAUAAAUAUUUAUUAAUUUGUAUCUCAAUCUCAAUAUUACAUGCACUACACAACGUCUUUGUUAUUUUUAUACUAUUGUGUAGAUAAUUUUUGUAUGAUAUUAUAAAAUAAAGGGAACGAUGAAGAAUUA